This is a messenger RNA of Megalobrama amblycephala (Wuchang bream), 1047 nucleotides long. RefSeq lists its product as uncharacterized. Bases 1 to 1047 code for a protein of 348 amino acids. The transcript has 5 exons. Lineage: Eukaryota; Metazoa; Chordata; Actinopteri; Cypriniformes; Xenocyprididae. The record is from RefSeq and is a predicted model, not a curated record.
AUGCAGCCUCUACUCCUCCCUCAGGUCCUCCUGCAGCUGCUGGCCAUUCUUUCUCAGGACUCUCUGCAGCCUCUACUGGGUACCCCUCAACUCAGUUGGAGGAGAAGCAUGCUGUUCCACCACUGCCAAGCUAUGGGUCUAUGGCACUGCUCUCACCAGCAGAGAAUCUGGAUGAAAACAGGAAUGGAAAUCUUGGGACUGUGGCCAGGCUCUAGACCGCCUGGUUGUCGUCCUGUCCCUCUGGACUGGGACAAGCACAAGUCCCAGAAGGUACCUGUUGCAGGAGAGGGAGAGCAUCAGUCCUCAGAGCCGUCUGCUCUCAGUGAGAGAUUCCCACCUGAUGACCCACCUGAGGAGGUGAGGGAGGAACACUUUGCUCAGGAUGACAUCUUUGGUGUGGCUUCUCUUGGCUCACAAACAAUGAUCCAGCCUGCACAGCCCACCAAAGUAAAAGAUGAGAUGGCACCACCACUGCCCUUCGUUCCCUCUCCACGAGCUGCUCGCACAGGUCCCAUCAAGACAGGUGGUCUACUUUUUGUCCUGGACCAUUUUCGGUGGACACAGCCCAUGAGGGAUUCCAUUGAUGGCCUUCUGGCAAAGUACCAUGGGCAGAAAGACCUUUUCAGCCAGGUGGAUGCAGAGUAUGCUGCCCUUGUGCAGGCUGCCUCCAAGGAUCCCAAUAGCCUCUUACACCCCACCACAAAACAGCAUAUCUCACGUUAUGUGAAACACCUGGCCAAGAUGACGAACACAAGUUCAUCCCUGAACACCAGUUCAGAGAAACUCCUGGAGACCCAGCAGCUGUGGCAUCACCUCACAGAAGGCAGUGAAACUGUAAGUGUUCCAGUGGUAAACCUCCCACCUGCCCCAGUGAACCCACCCAGAAAUAAGCCUCAGGAGUCCCCGCUAACUAAGCGUGAGAUCGAGCAAAUGGUGAAAGAGAUUGUGGAGAAGCAGCAGCAACAGCAGCCUGUUACAAAGAGGACACGGAACUGUCUUGCUUGUGUUCAGCCAAAGGUGAAACUAGAUGAAGUUCCCCAGCACUAA